Messenger RNA from Gossypium raimondii (Peruvian cotton), 1384 nucleotides. RefSeq names its product gibberellin 3-beta-dioxygenase 1. Gene Ontology annotation, molecular function: gibberellin 3-beta-dioxygenase activity. The record is from RefSeq and is a predicted model, not a curated record. Gene Ontology annotation, biological process: response to light stimulus; gibberellin biosynthetic process. The coding region runs from base 52 to 1077 and encodes 341 amino acids. The transcript is spliced from 2 exons. Lineage: Eukaryota; Viridiplantae; Streptophyta; Magnoliopsida; Malvales; Malvaceae.
UAUGUAUGUCAGGUUCUCUUACCAAAACAACAAAAUUUUCAUUGUUUUCAAAUGAAUCCCACCAUGAAAUUGCAAACUCAAACCUUCAACAAUGUCCCUACACUGCCCGAUUCUUACGUAUGGUCGACGACGCCUUCAGAAUCUCCGUGUCUCCACUCGAUCGACGAAAAACAAGUGCCACCCGUUGUCGAUAUUGGUGAUCCGAGUGCGUUUAGUCUAGUGAGAGAUGCUUGUGAGAAAUGGGGCGUGUUUCAAGCCAUCAACCAUGGGAUUCCUUUGAGUUUGUUCCAAGAAACCGAGUUUGAAGCUCGGCGGCUGUUUUCACUGCCAACGGAACAGAAGCAGCUUGUUGCUCGGUUGCCGGAAGGUUUUACCGGAUAUGGUUUGGUUCGUAUAUCUCGGAACUUUCCUAAGCUGAUGUGGUCUGAAUGUUUUGGUAUGAUAGGGUCCCCUGUGGAACAUGCUAGCCAACUUUGGCCUCAAGAUCAUGCUAACUUCUGCGAGGUGAUGGAACAAUUUCAGGUGGAAAUGAAAACAUUGUGCGAGAAACUAGUGGCAGUAAUGCUUCGCUCAUUCGGUUUAACCAAUGAACAAGACACAAAAUGGUUCGAACCUAAAAACGAGUCUGACCGAGCCAAGUGUUUUCUUCAGCUCAACUCGUACCCAGUGUGUCCAGACCCGGACCGAGCCAUGGGGUUAGCCCCUCAUACGGACUCAUCCCUCUUCACGUUGCUGUACCAGGGUGGUAUCAGUGGGCUGCAAGUUUAUGAUGACGGUGUGGGGUGGGUCGGUGUGCAGCCGGUUGAGGGUGCCUUGGUCGUCAAUGUUGGUGAUUUGAUGCAUAUCGUGUCUAAUGGGAGGUUCAAGUCUGUGUUGCACCGUGUGGUGGUGAAUAACACGCGCCACCGCAUUUCGACGGCGUUCUUUUACUUGCCACCGUGGGAUGCCAAGGUCUCACCGUUAAAGAAGUUGGUUGAGUUUGAUCAUCUUCCAAUGUACCGGCAGGUGACAUGGAAGGAGUAUGUUGAAACCAAGUCGAAAGAUCUUAGUAAGGCCCUCGACUCAAUUCGGAUUUGAAUUUAAUAUAAAAAUAGCAAGGAAUAAUUUCUCUAUAUAAAAUUAAUGAAACCUUUCUAGUUUAAGUGAGAAUAAAAUGGACAAUGUUUUUAUAUAUUUUUAAUAAUAUUUUUAAGAUUCGUUUUUUAGGGUUGAACUCUUGAUAUUUAUAUUCUACAAGGGUGAGUUCAGUUCAGUGUCAAUGUUAGAGUAGAAUUAUUUUCGAACUGUGUUAACAAAUGAUUAUGUGUAAAUCUCUUUUUAGUUUUUCUAUUUUCGUUUCUAUGUAGUUUUCUGUCCAAACUAAACACGUGUGUUUAGAUAUGUA